AUGACCAGAAAUGGGGAUAGUAACAGUUUCAUGAUCCUUAUCUUGAGAAUAGUUGAGAGUGAUAAGAGAUGGACACGUUUAUUUCGACUUCUACGACUUAUCAUUCUGAUAAGAGUUUUUCAUCUGGCUCAUCUAAAAAGACAACUUGGAAAGCUGAUAAGAAGGCUGGUUUCAGGAAACAAAAGGCGAUACAAAAGGGAUGGAUUUGACCUAGACCUCACUUAUAUUACUGAACGUAUUAUCGCUAUGUCAUUUCCAUCUUCUGGAGGCCAGUCCUUCUAUCGGAAUCCAAUUAAGGAAGUUGUACAGUUUCUAGACAAGAAACAUCCAAACCACUAUCGAGUCUACAAUCUAUGCAGUGAAAGAGCUUAUGAUCCUAAGCACUUCCAUAAUAGGGUCAGUAGAAUCAUGAUUGAUGAUCAUAAUGUCCCCACUCUAUGGGAGAUGGUAGCAUUCUCCAAGGAAGCAAAGGAGUGGCUGGCUCAAGAUCCUGAAAACAUCAUAGUGAUUCACUGUAAAGGAGGCAAAGGAAGAACUGGAACUAUGGUUUGUGCCUGCCUGAUUGCCACUGAAAUAUUUUUAACUGCAGAGGAAAGCUUGUGCUAUUUUGGAGAACGGCGAACAGAUAAAACCAGUGGCACUAAAUAUCAGGGAGUAGAGACUCCUUCUCAGAAUAGGUAUGUUGGAUAUUUUGCACAAGUGAAACAUAGCUACAACUGGAAUCUCCCUCCAAGAAAGACACUGUUUAUAAAAAGAUUCAUUAUUUAUUCGAUUCAUGGCAAUGGAUAUGAUCUAAAAGUCCAAAUAGUAAUGAAGAAAGAGAUCGUCUUUUCCUGUACUUCCUUCAACAAUUGUCGGGUAUUUCAUGACACUGAAACAGACAGGGUAAUAAUUGAUGUGUUCAACUGUCCACCUCUGUAUGAUGAUGUGAAAGUGCAAGUUUCCUCUUCGGAUUUUCCUAAAUACUAUCACAACUACCCUUUUUUCUUCUGGUUUAACACAUCUUUAAUACAAAAUAACAGGCUUUAUCUACAAAGAAAUCAAUUGGAUAAUCUUCAUAAACAAAAAACAUGGAAAAUGUAUCAACCACAAUAUGCAGUAGAGACGUAUUUUGAUGAGAAAUGA
This is a messenger RNA of Rhinopithecus roxellana (golden snub-nosed monkey), 1125 nucleotides long. RefSeq names its product phosphatidylinositol 3,4,5-trisphosphate 3-phosphatase TPTE2-like. Gene Ontology annotation, molecular function: protein tyrosine phosphatase activity; phosphatidylinositol-3,4,5-trisphosphate 3-phosphatase activity. Lineage: Eukaryota; Metazoa; Chordata; Mammalia; Primates; Cercopithecidae. The record is from RefSeq and is a predicted model, not a curated record. Gene Ontology annotation, biological process: protein dephosphorylation. Bases 1 to 1125 code for a protein of 374 amino acids. Gene Ontology annotation, cellular component: cytosol. The transcript is spliced from 14 exons.